AACACAAAACAUGGAGAAUAAACCAUCACACUUUUCAUCUCUCUUAUUCCUUCUAAUUCCCCUUGUGUUAUUUUCCACUGCAAAUUGUGGUAUUGUUACUUACUGGGGCCAAGGUGAUGAACAACUUCAUGAAGGAACAUUAUCAGAAGCAUGUAACUCAGGACUUUAUCAAAUUGUCAACAUAGCAUUCCUAAGUAAAUUUGGGAAUCGCAAUAGACCACCCCAUGUGAAUCUAGCAAGUCACUGUAACAAUGUUCCUAAUUGCCACAAAAAAGUGGGCAAAGGCAUAAAAAAUUGCCAAAGUAAAAAUGUCAGUGUCUUGCUCUCAAUUGGAGGUGCUAGUGAAGGCUAUCGAUUAUCAUCUGCUCAUCAUGCUAACCGUUUAGCGGAUUACUUAUGGAAUAACUUUUUGGGGGGACAAUCAAGCCAAAGGCCAUUUGGUGAUGCUAUAUUGGAUGGAAUUGACUUUGACAUAGAAGGGAAUCGUGGAGACCCAGAAAACUAUGCAGUGCUAGCUAUGAAGCUAAGAGAACACAUGGACAAGAAGAAAAGAAAGUUCUACCUAAGUGCUGCACCACAAUGUCCAUUCCCUGAUCAUAACCAAAAUCCAGCACUCUCCAAAGUUCAUUUCGACUUUGUCUUCAUUCAGUUCUACAACAACCCUGAUUGCCAAGUUGCCUCAAACCACUUCCGAAGAAGCUGGAAUAAGUGGACUAAAACCAUAAAAGCUCACAAGUUCUAUGUUGGCCUCCUCGCCAUGCCGGCUGGCAGUGACACCGGUUAUGUGCCGCCGGAGACAGUCUUAAAUAAAGUUUUGCCUUUUGUCAAGAAAUCGCCCAAGUAUGGAGGAGUCAUGCUGUGGAAUAGAGGACUGGACAAAAAUAGUGGAUUUAGUGCCAAAAUACAUGAUAGUGUUAAUGAAUAAAUAAGCGUCUUAUCGGACAUAACAGACAUUCUAUAUGUCCGAUAAGACGCUAGUAGUUAAUUAUUAAAGUUUAAAUAAAUACCAAUUCUUAGGAGUGGUUUAAUAUAAUUAGGAUUUAAGAUGCUGUCUAAGUUAAAAUUAUAUGUUCCUCACUAGUAUACCAAACAUAAUUAAAGCUUAAAUUUGCCCUUUAUUAGUAUGAGUUAGGGCAUCUUGCUUUCAAGUAUUUAUAUAUCAUCUUGUGUACUCUUAUUUUGCUAAAA
Messenger RNA from Arachis duranensis, 1188 nucleotides. Its product is annotated as basic endochitinase-like. Gene Ontology annotation, molecular function: chitinase activity. Lineage: Eukaryota; Viridiplantae; Streptophyta; Magnoliopsida; Fabales; Fabaceae. The coding region runs from base 11 to 925 and encodes 304 amino acids. Gene Ontology annotation, cellular component: extracellular region. The record is from RefSeq and is a predicted model, not a curated record. Gene Ontology annotation, biological process: carbohydrate metabolic process. The transcript has 2 exons.